AUGGGUGAAUAUGGUGACCCCAGCACUGAUGAUUGGGACAACUUCUUGCACAAGUACUCACCAUACCACAACAUUGACACUUCUGUGGAAAAGUGUCCAGCACUUCUUGUAACAACCAGCACCAGAGACGAUCGUGUCCACCCUGCCCAUGCGAGGAAGUUCGUCAAGAAACUCUGGGACUUGGGCAAGGACAAAGACUGGCCCGUGUACUACUAUGAGAACAUUGAAGGAGGCCAUGGAGGUGCUGCGAACGCAAAACAGUCGGCCUUCAUGGAUUCACUAGCCUAUGACUUCAUGUUUGAAACAUUGAGCAAGAACGCCAAAGCCUUAACAGGGGAUCCCUUGCUUGUCCUCUUGGAUUUUGCUGGAAGGUGUUGCAACAGUUUCGUCGGCGUUGGGGCGGCCGCUGACUUAACAUCAAUAAGUGAAAUGAGCCUUAGAAACUACAGUACUAAUCGUUGA
Messenger RNA from Seminavis robusta, 462 nucleotides. Lineage: Eukaryota; Bacillariophyta; Bacillariophyceae; Naviculales; Naviculaceae. The record is from the annotation of a GenBank genome assembly.